Truncatella angustata is the source of this 3369-nucleotide messenger RNA. Its product is annotated as WLM domain-containing protein. The coding region runs from base 1 to 3369 and encodes 1122 amino acids. The transcript has 7 exons. NCBI's taxonomy places the organism in Eukaryota, Fungi, Ascomycota, Sordariomycetes, Amphisphaeriales, Sporocadaceae. The record is from RefSeq and is a predicted model, not a curated record. Gene Ontology annotation, molecular function: protein binding.
AUGGCCAAGGACAAGAAAAAAGGAGCUGCGGUCGAUGCCAAGAAGGCCAAAAAAGCCGAGAAGAAACAGAAGCAAGAGAAGAAAGGCGAGAAGAAGUCAAAGACCAAGACAGCAAAGCUAGAGGGUAGUGAUGCUGAAGAUGUCGAUCUCGACAACAUCCUCGAGGAGUACAGGAAGCAGCAGGAACAAUUCCUCAAGGUUACUGAGGUAGUGGCUGAUGCGCCACCUAAGCCUCGCUCUUCUUCUACUUUCCUAGCUUCUCCUUCAGAUGGUAACCAGUUGCUACUGUUCGGAGGUGAGAAUUACAAUGGUGCCAUUGCUACCUUCUAUAAUGAUCUGAGCAUAUACUACACUGAUCGCCAUGAGUGGCACACGGUCACCUCUCCUAAUGCCCCUCUACCUCGGUCCGGCCAUGCGUGGUGCAGAGGUGGCAACCAGAGUAACUCCGUCUUCUUGUUCGGCGGUGAGUUCAGUAGUCCCAAGCAGGGGACAUUCUAUCACUACAAUGACUUCUGGCGGCUGGAGCCCAGAAGUCGGGAGUGGACUCGUAUAGAGUGCAAGGGCAAGACCCCCCCAGCAAGGUCAGGCCAUCGUAUGACGUAUUACAAGAACUAUAUCAUACUGUUUGGAGGAUUCCAAGACACGUCAAACCAGACCAAGUAUUUGGCUGAUCUUUGGCUUUAUGAUACCGCGAACUUCGUCUGGUACAACCCCGUCUUACCGCAAGCGCAGUUGAAGCCUGAUGCAAGGUCCUCCUUCACUUUCCUCCCUCAUGAUAGUGGUGCCGUGUUAUUCGGCGGCUAUUCGAGAGUGAAGACGACGGUUUCGGCAAAUAAAUCAGCGAAAGGCGCAUCACAGGGACAGAGAAACAUCCUCAAGCCAAUGAUACACCAAGACUGCUUCUUGCUCCGGAUCACCCAGCCUCCCCCGGAGGCCCCAGCGAACACGCCUCCAAUUGUCAGGUGGGAGAGGCGAAAGAAGCCGGCCAACACUCCCAACCCGUCCAGAGUAGGUGCGACAAUGGCCUACCACAAGGGGCGUGGCAUUUUUUUCGGUGGUGUCCACGAUGUUGAAGAGAGCGAGGAGGGUAUGGACAGUGAGUUCUUCAACCAAAUGUUUGCGUGGAACGUGGAACGCAACCGUUUCUUCCCCUUGGCCUUGAGAAAGCCCAGGGUCCAGAAGAAGCAAGCAGAACAGCGGGGAGGUGGUGGAAGACGAGGUCGCGCUCAGGCAAACGAAGAGGAGCUUCUUAAGCAGCUAGCAGCUCUGCAAGCAGGCCAGUCCUUAGAGGAUGUUGAUGGCAUGGAGAUUGAUCUCAAGAAAGAUGAGCCAGAAGAACCCGAAAAGCCUGUCAAGGAAAUGCCGGUUGCUAUGGAGUUUCCGCAUCCUCGCUUCAAUGCGCAGUUGGCCAUCCAAGAUGAUAUGCUUUACAUCUACGGAGGUACAUUUGAGAAGGAUGACCGAGAGUUCACGUUUGACGAUCUAUAUGCGAUUAAUCUCGACAAGAUGGAUGGCUGUAAGGAGGUCUUCAACCGUGAGGAAGAUGAUGAGGAUGAACGUCCUGAUGAGGACCAAAUUCGGUCGCCUAGCAACCGGAAGAAGCCGCAGGCGGAUGAGUCAAAUGCUGACACGGCUUCAACUGCUGGAACUGAAACGACGGAAGAAAACGAAGCUGAUACCGUGGCCUCCUCUGUGGAUGAUGGUCUGCCUCAUCCUAGACCCUUUGAGUCACGUCGGGAGUUCUUCACUCGUACAUCGAACGAAUGGCAAGAGAUCCUAAUGACUAGUCUGAGAUGGAAAAACAUCCAACCAGAGACUCUUUCAAUCAAAGAGAUCAAAACAAAGGCAUUCGAAUUGAGCGAAGAGAAGUGGUGGGAUUGUAGGGAGGAGAUUACAGCAUUGGAGGACGAGCAGGAAGCUGCUGGCAUUGGUGAAGUGGUGUCUCUAGCGGACAAGGGCGAAGGUGCUGCCGGAGGUGCGGGCAGGAGGCGCCAGCCCAGAAUGCCCAUCGGUAUCCAACGACUCAAUGCGAAGAAGUCGCAGCCAAAUACGCAGAUAAUUUUUAUAAAGCCUUUGAAGGGACCGUACGAAUCCGUCGCUCAGGACUUUCUGGAGCGCAUUGCGGCACAAUGUUUGCCCAUAAUGAGAGAGCAUCACAUCUCGGUGAUGUCGCUCGAGGAGUACGAGCCAAAUAAAGAGUUCGUCGGCCGCAACUUCAACGCUGGAGAAAUCAUCCAGCUAGUACUGAAAUCCAGGUCCGGGAGGUGGUUCCCGUUCAACUACGUACAGAUGGUCAUGAUGCAUGAGCUCGCUCAUUGCAAGCAGAUGAAUCACUCAAGGGCAUUUUGGGCGGUGCGCAAUAACUAUGCAGAGCAUAUGCGACGGCUGUGGUCGCAGGGCUACACCGGCGAAGGUCUUUGGGGUAGAGGGGCACUGCUUACCACCGGUGAAUUUGAGAGCAAUACCGUUCACGCUGGUGAAGUUCUCCCAGAACACCUCUGUGGCGGCACAUAUCGUUCGAGACGGAGGAAGCGCAAGGCGAAGGAUCAGCUCAAUUAUCAGCAGCAGAAGGAGCGCCGCAUUUUGAAGAAGUUUGGUGCGAAUGGUGUUGCUCUCGGCGAAGACGAAGUAAUCAAGGCCGAGUUAGAAAAUGGCAAACGGUCGCAAGCCAAGCCGAGAGUGGCACAAAGCAAGCGUGGUCGCGAGCUCAGAGCUGCUGCGGCUCUUGCCCGAUUUGACCAUCAAAAGAAGAGUCAGGAGGACAUCAAGUGCGAAGUUAAAAUCAAGGAUGAGGACGAUGCUGCCAGCGACAUAGGAUCAGCAACGGCAAGUGAGAGCGAGGCUGACACAAACGAAGCCACAGAUAUCAAUGGUGCACGAAUCUUGGACGGUAAAGGGCAUCGAAUGGUGAAGGUCUGUGAGGACGAGAACCCAGAGGAUGCUGAUGCACAAAAUGAAAUUCUUGAGCUUCAAUCUUCGAUGAAUGUCUCUCAACAAUUAUCAGUAUCAUCCGAAAGCGAGGCUGAGACACGGACUGAUGGAAACACUGGUGAGAAGCAAUUUCGACUUGGUCACACAAGUCAAAAUGAAUCAAGCCAUGAACCAACAUCACGCGAAAUAUCCAGAAUUGCUUAUACUACCGACGUGGCAAGUUCGUCAGUGGCUUCGGCCGGGGUUUGUCCACUGUGCUCUAUGAAGAAUGGGCCGGUUUCUCUUGUCUGCAUUAUGUGUUCUCAUGUACUUGAUUGCAGAAAAGAUCCUCAGGCAUGGAAAUGCACAAGUGCAUCCUGUCGAGGUAGUCAAUAUCUCAACGCUAGCGACGCCGGACUAUGUGGCAUUUGUGGUGGACGAAAGCCGAUCUCACGAUAG